GAAUUGCGGGUGGUAUUCGAUCGACUUUCAAAGUACAAUACUGUAUGACAAACGAACUAAGAUUUCGUCUGUUUGACAGAAAUCUUAGUCGGCUUGGCUCUUGGCUUUGUAGGCCAAGAAAAGUAUAUCCUCAUCUUUGCAUGCUAUACCCAUCGACAAUUUCGCAAGCUGGUACUGAGAUCGCUGUCGAGUGAACUUUGGCAAGUGCAUUUCGCUGUUUUAUGCAACGAUCUUGACGUCCGACUUUUCAAUAUUACAAUGAGGGCUGUGAAAAUGGCCAAGAGAAGCAAUCUCAAAUCAACAAUGGAAGGAAGUCUUCUCAUAUAUAAAUACUAGAGCUGUUCUCGUCACACAGUAUCAAAUCAUCCAAUCUUUCAUACUCAGUCACUACAUUCAUUCAUCCAUUCAUCCAUUCAUCCAUUCAAUCUUUUAUUGCAUUCUUUCACCAUGUCAGCAUUCAUCCUCGCCGCAACUCUUUUGUCAGCUGUUAUGGCUUGUCCCCAGCAUGAUCUCUCCAGCUCAUCAAUUAUGAAGAGAGCCGAUGGACCUGCUGAUUGGGCAUACGACGCUGCGUACAACUGGGGAAUGAUCAACGAGAACUACACCACUUGCCAAACCGGCACCCAACAAUCCCCUAUCCAUCUCAGCACCAGCACCGGGUACUCAAAAACCCACACCCCAACUUUCAACUACUCAACCUCCACCGCGGGCUCCCUCUACAACUGGGGUUACGGCCCUGCCUUCUCUCUCACCUCCAACGUUACUGAUCUCAGCGGCAACCCAUCCAUGACCUUCGACAACGAAACCGUCUUCCUCAAAGGCUGGCACAUCCACUCACCCGCAGAUCACACGAUCGAUUCCGCCCGUUCCAAAGCCGAGCUCCAUUUCGUGCACGCCACCGCCUCCGGCGCCGAACGUGCCGUCGUAGCAUUCAUGAUUGACCCCGUCCCCUUCGGCACCGUCGCCAACUCGACUUUCUUCGACUCCUUCUCAUUACCAUCCAUCCCCACCUUCUCCGACAUGACCACUCGCAUCCCGCUCAAUCUCGAUCUCAAACAAGCCCUUACCGAGAUCGACGGCGCGAAGGAUUUCUGGACCUAUGAGGGAAGUCUCACUUCUCCUCCUUGUACCGAGGGAAUGAGAUGGUUUGUUGCUGGUAAGAAGAUGCUGGUGGGAACAGAGCAGAUGCAGGAAAUCUUGGCAGUUAGCACUUACAGUGCCCGCGAGGAACAGAAAGUCUGGGGUCACAAUAUCAAUGUUUAGAUGAGACGAGACCCCACUCAGGUUGGGAGUUGAUUGGUAUUUGAAGCGUGAGAGCAUAGUUGAGGAGUGAGGAGUCAAGAGGGAGAAACGAAGCGAUUGUCAAGCAUACGAAACGGCGGCACAUUUUGAUUUCUGAAGUUGGGAAAAGGCAUUUCUAGCAUACCGGUGGCUCAUUUCAUUUUCAGGCGUUUUGUACAUUCUCAGUAGAAAAGAUAUUUGAGCAAUCAAACAUUUGUAUAUAUCUAAAUAUACAUAUAUAUAUAUAUAUCCACACCUCAUAUUUCACACAUCUAAAACUUAUACAUACAUACAUACAUACAUACAUACAUACAUAAAUACAUACACA
Messenger RNA from Botrytis cinerea B05.10, 1609 nucleotides. RefSeq lists its product as hypothetical. The transcript has 2 exons. Gene Ontology annotation, molecular function: carbonate dehydratase activity; zinc ion binding. The record is from RefSeq and is a predicted model, not a curated record. Bases 448 to 1263 code for a protein of 271 amino acids. Lineage: Eukaryota; Fungi; Ascomycota; Leotiomycetes; Helotiales; Sclerotiniaceae.